GUGACCUUAUAAAAAAAUGAGAAAUAAAUACGAAAUGAACCGAUAUAUGGUCUUGAUUCGGUGAGCCAAUAAGAUUAAGCCACAAUGCUGGGAACAAAGGCUUUGAUUAUGUGGGAUCUACCGUGAUUAAGCCAGGCUGUCAGAAACAGUGAAGAAGAAGAAGCAGGGAAGGCAAGGGGAAGAGUAAGAGGGUGAAAAUGGGUCUGCUUUCAAACAAGGUAGAGAGGAAUGAGAUCAAACCAGGAGACCAUAUUUACACUUACAGAGCUGUUUUCACCUACUCUCACCAUGGCGUCUUUGUUGGUGGAAGCAAGGUGGUUCACUUUAGACCUGAAAGAAACUUGGAUUCCAGCAUUGAGUCAUCUUCUGAGCUAUAUGAUCCUAUAUCCCCUCAAUCAGCUUGUCCAAUCUUUCCCGAUUGCGGCUUCCGGCAGCCAAACAGUGGAGUAGUUCUCUCAUGCCUGGAUUGCUUCCUUCGAAACGGUUCUCUCUACUGCUUCGAGUACGGUGUGACCCCAUCGGUUUUCCUUGCCAAAGUGCGUGGAGGCACAUGCACCACAGCAGUGUCUGACCCUCCUGAAACGGUUAUCCACCGAGCAAUGUAUCUUCUUCAAAACGGAUUUGGAAACUAUGACAUAUUCAAGAAUAACUGUGAGGACUUUGCGCUGUAUUGCAAAACCGGUCUUCUGAUCAUGGAGAAGCUUGGGGUCGGAAGAAGCGGUCAGGCUUCAUCGGUGAUCGGUGCCCCCUUAGCUGCUCUCCUUUCUUCUCCACUAAAGCUGUUGAUGCCAAGUCCUGUAGGCGUGGCAACGGUUACAGCAGGAAUGUACUGUAUGAGCAGGUAUGCAACCGAUGUAGGUGUUCGAAGCGACGUGAUAAAGGUUGCCGUGGAAGAUUUGGCUGUGAACCUCGGCUGGGCAGCACCCCAUGAUGAAGCAGCUCAGGGAAAGGGGGCUUCUAACCGACGACUCAUGACAUUGUAACAUGGUGUAAUAUUUGAUUGAACUCACCAUGCGAUCGAGUCUUUCUCUGUCUUAACUCAGAACUUAUCAUCGUUUUCUAGCAGUUUAAGCUGUGUAUUCAGAAACAACUUUUAACAAAGAAAUAAUGAAAUCAGGGACAGUGGU
Messenger RNA from Hibiscus syriacus, 1127 nucleotides. RefSeq lists its product as uncharacterized. The record is from RefSeq and is a predicted model, not a curated record. The coding region runs from base 198 to 983 and encodes 261 amino acids. NCBI's taxonomy places the organism in Eukaryota, Viridiplantae, Streptophyta, Magnoliopsida, Malvales, Malvaceae. The transcript is spliced from 2 exons.